Diceros bicornis minor is the source of this 1752-nucleotide messenger RNA. RefSeq names its product trafficking protein particle complex subunit 13 (gene TRAPPC13). NCBI's taxonomy places the organism in Eukaryota, Metazoa, Chordata, Mammalia, Perissodactyla, Rhinocerotidae. The record is from RefSeq and is a predicted model, not a curated record. The transcript is spliced from 13 exons. The coding region runs from base 40 to 1296 and encodes 418 amino acids. Gene Ontology annotation, cellular component: TRAPPIII protein complex.
UCAGCCUCCGUAGACAGUGGGUCGAAAGUGCCGAUCAAAAUGGAAGUGAAUCCCCCCAAACAGGAGCACCUGCUGGCCCUGAAAGUGAUGCGGUUGACUAAGCCUACUUUAUUCACCAAUAUUCCAGUAACAUGUGAAGAGAAAGACUUACCUGGAGAUCUCUUUAACCAACUCAUGAGAGAUGAUCCUUCAACUGUAAAUGGUGCAGAAAUAUUAAUGUUGGGAGAAAUGUUGACUUUACCACAGAAUUUCGGGAAUAUAUUUUUGGGAGAGACCUUUUCCAGUUAUAUCAGCGUUCAUAAUGAUAGCAAUCAAGUUGUAAAAGACAUAUUGGUAAAAGCUGAUCUUCAGACAAGUUCUCAGCGUUUAAAUCUUUCAGCCUCUAAUGCUGCAGUGGCUGAACUUAAACCUGAUUGUUGUAUUGACGAUGUCAUACACCACGAAGUAAAAGAAAUUGGAACACACAUCUUGGUGUGUGCAGUGAGUUAUACAACUCAGGGUGGAGAAAAAAUGUAUUUUAGAAAAUUCUUCAAGUUUCAGGUUCUCAAACCACUGGAUGUGAAAACCAAAUUUUACAACGCAGAGAGUGACCUCAAUUCUGUGACUGAUGAAGUAUUUCUGGAAGCCCAGAUUCAGAAUAUUACAACCUCACCCAUGUUUAUGGAGAAAGUUUCAUUGGAGCCAUCUAUCAUGUAUAAUGUAGCAGAAUUAAAUUCAGUCAACCAAGCUGGAGAAUGUGUAACUACGUUUGGGUCAAGAGCAUAUUUGCAGCCAAUGGAUACACGCCAGUACUUGUACUGCCUAAAGCCCAAGAAGGAGUUUGCAGAAAAAGCAGGCAUCAUUAAAGGAGUAACAGUAAUUGGAAAAUUGGAUAUAGUGUGGAAAACAAAUCUAGGUGAAAGGGGAAGAUUACAGACCAGCCAACUUCAAAGAAUGGCUCCAGGUUAUGGAGAUGUUAGGUUGUCUUUGGAGGCAAUCCCAGAUACCGUAAACCUAGAAGAACCUUUUCAUAUUACCUGUAAAAUAACAAACUGCAGCAGUGAAAGGACUAUGGAUCUGGUUUUGGAAAUGUGCAAUACCAAUUCCAUCCACUGGUGUGGUAUUUCAGGAAGACAGCUUGGAAAGCUACAUCCAAGUUCCUCUCUCUGCCUUGCUCUUACUCUACUGUCUUCAGUCCAGGGACUGCAAAGCGUCUCCGGCUUAAGACUAACAGACACGUUCUUAAAGAGAACAUAUGAAUAUGAUGACAUCGCACAAGUCUGUGUGGUAUCUUCGGCCAUUAAAGUGGAAAGCUGAAGAAAAUUUCCAAUAUUAUGCUUUUCAUUGAAUGUCACAGAACUUUCUGUGUUUCUGUCACCUUUGUAAAAUGAUCAAGUCAACAGCAAAAAUAAGUAUAUGUUAUUUAAAUUUCUUUCCUGUAAAAGUUAAAAUAUUAAAUAUUUGUUUUGAAAAGAACCAUUUACUGAUUUUAUCUUGUGAAUUAUAUUCUAAAUGAACAUUUGUACAUUUUCUACACAUACUAUCCUGUUUCAUUUCAUUUUAGAUGACCAUUGGACCUUGUUCUCCACAGGCUCUAUAUUUGGGGCCAUUUGUCCCUAGCAAGUAUCUAGAACAGGGGACAGCAAACAUUAUAUGUAAAGGGCCAGAUAUUGAAUAUUGUAGGCUUUGCAGGCCAUAUGGUUUCUGUUGAAAUUACUCAACUCUGCUGUUGUAGUGUGAGAGCAGCCAGCAGGCUAAGAGCGCAGCGGUAUU